Molecule: messenger RNA, 3816 nt
Organism: Closterium sp. NIES-67
Lineage: Eukaryota; Viridiplantae; Streptophyta; Zygnematophyceae; Desmidiales; Closteriaceae
Source: the annotation of a GenBank genome assembly
AGCUGGGCCUGCUGCUGCUGCUGCUGCUGCUGCGAAGGUGCCGGCUGCUGGUGGUUCGCUCCUGGCCGCUGAUGUGGCUGAAGAGGAGAUGGACGACAAGCAGUACGACGUGCUGGCGCGGGAGAUGAUUUUUGACAUCCGCGCCAAGCCGGGGGAGCGCAGCAAGACGGCAGAGGAGGCGGCAGAGGCGGAGAGGGCGCGGCUGGUGAAGCUCGAGGCUGCAAGGAAGCGGAGGAUGGACGGGGAGCCCAGUGAUGAUGAGGAGGGGGAGGAGGGUCGAGUGAGGAGGAGGGCGGGAGGGGGAGGAAGAAGCGGCAGAGAAAAAAGACCAAGAGGGAGGUCUCUGGGGACGAUUUGGGAGAGAAUUUCGUGCUUGAUGAGGAGGAUGAGGAGGAUGAGGAGGGCGGGAGGGAGAAGAAGGGGUGGGUGUAUGACGUGCUUGCUCAGAGAGAGGAGGAGGAGGAGAGUGGGAGUGAGGGGGAGGAGGGGAGUGGGAGUGAGGAAGACGAGGAAGAGGAGGAUAAGGAGGAGAAUUUAGCUGACGUGGAGUGGGAGCAGAGUGACGAGGAGGCAGGAGGCGAGAGAGGGGAGGUUAAGCGGGGCCGGUAGGGGAUAGGGCGGUUAAGCAAGGAGGGGAGGAGAGUGAAGAGCUUGAGGAAGGGGAGGAGAGGGAGGAGGGGGAGGAGAGUGAUGAGGAGGACGAGGAAGCGGAGGCGGAGGGGAAACCGUCGACACAACAGCAGCAGCAGCAGGGGAAAGUGGUGGGCCCAGGGACGAUGGAGGAAGAGGAAGAAGAGGAAGAGGAGGAGGAGGAAGAGGAGGAGGAGGAAGAGGAGGAGAGGAGGGGAGGAGGAGGAGGAGGAGAUGGAGCGCAUAGAGCGGGUGUUCCGUCGGCGCGAGUUGCCGUACGUGAUAGAAGCCCCCAGCAGUUGAAGGACCUGCAGCAGCUGUUAGAGGGGCGCGCAGCACCAGAGGUGGGGUGGCCAUCGCGCGCAUCCGCGCGUGCAACGCGGCGCACCUGUCCCCCGACAACAAGCGCAAGAUGCAGAUCUUUUACAACGUGCUCCUGCAGUACUUUGCGUCGCUGGCUAGCGAUAGCUCUCCCGUGUAUCAGCAGCAGGGGGAGGAUCAGCGGGGGAAGAAGCAGAAGCAGCAGCACCACCAGGAGCAGCAGCAGCAGCAGCAGCAAGGGAGCAGGCAGCAGGAAAAGCCGCAAGCGGGGGAAAAGAAAGUGCAGAAGGGCGCGGAGCAGGGUGCGAAGGAGCAGGAGGAGGAGCCGACGAGUGCGCUGCAACAGAGGGCGCCGUCAGUGGCAGCGGCGCACAUCAACGUGCUCGUGCAGCCGCUGGUCGAGCUCUCCGCCUCCUUCCCCCUCUUCGCUGCCGUCUGCGCCCGGGAGAGGCUCGCCCGCAUGCAGAAACGCCUGGUGACCCGCCUCAAGACAGGAGAGCCAGCGUGGCCUACUGCCCGCACGCUCCUACUCCUGCGUCUCUGGGCGCUCAUCUUCCCCUCGUCCGACUUCCGCCAUCCCGUCAUGACGCCCGUGUCGCUGCUGCUGGGGCAGUUCCUCUCCUGCUGCCCUGUGCGCUCCACCAAGGACGUGGCUGCCGGGCUGUUCAUCUCCGCACUCCUGCUAAAUAUGGUGUCGCAGAGCCGUCGGUUCGUCCCAGAGGCGCUCAACUUCCUACACGCGCUGCUGUGGAGUGCUGUCGCCCCUGCGCUCAAACCACUCAAGCCCAAGGGCGUGCCCCGCUACAUGCUUCUACAGGUGUGCUCGCAGCAGUGGCUCUGGACCCCCUGUGGCGACGGCCACAACAGCCGCAAGCGCAAGCGCGAGCCACUAGAGGACAAGCCCGAGGCCCUCGAUUUUGACAGGAUCUUCCUCGGCCCUUCGAGCGCCCAUUCAAACCUUAUCACCGCUAGCACUACCACCACUACUACCACCACCGCUACUACCACUACUAACCCGUCGCCCUCCGCUCCUCCUGCUGCUCCUCCUGCCCCAGUGGGCGUGGAAGGCAGUGCAGCAGGGACCGUGGCAGAGGCCUACUUUGGUUCCGACGUCUUCAGGCUGAGCCUGCUGCUAGCGGUGCUCAAGACCCUGCGCUCCUUCGCGCUGCUCUACCGCCCCAUGCAGCCCUUCCCGAGAUCUUCUCCCCCUUCCUGCCCACCCUUGCCGCCCUGGCGGAAUCCGGGCAGCUGCCCGAGGAGAUAGAGCAGGAGCGGGCAGCGUGGGUGAAAGAUAUUGAGGGGGCAGUGGCGGAGGUGGAGGGGAGCAGGCAGCCGCUGCGGCUGAGGGUGAAGCGGGCCGUCCCAGCCAAGCAGUUCAAUCCUAAGUUUGAAACUGACUUUGCCCGGGGCAAGGACUACGACCCGAACAGGGAGAGGGCGGAGCAGAGGAAGCUACAACGGGCGAUCAAGCGAGAAGCCAGGGGAGCAGCAAGGGAGCUCGGAAGGACAACCACUUCCUCGCCGCCGCCCGCGCGCACGAGGCCACUGCAGCAGCAGAGGAGCGCGGGAGAAGAGCCAGCGGGCCAUGGCGUUUAUGGAGCAGCAGGCGCACCUCAUGUGGUCGGGGCAGCUGGGCAGGAAGAGGGGCGGUAGCAGCAGCGGCAGGGGCAGGCGCUAGAAGGGGAGAGGUGCUAAACGGGGAGAAGAGAUGCUAAGGAGACGGCGAGGUUAAGAAGAGGGUUUUUCGAGGGCAGCUGCUGCAGCAGUGGAGAAGCGCCGGACGAAGCCAUGGAUGUGGAAGAGGAUGAGGUGUCGAGGGAAUGGUUGUGUGAAAGUGGUCGUGAGAAUGGUCGUGUGAAGCUGACAUUUUGACUUGUGCAUGUGUGUGCAGUGGAUCUAACAUUGUUGGGUGUGGCUAGUGAGCAGUCUGCAUGUGGGUGUGGGAGGAAUGCCAGCUCCUUGUGCUGCAGGUACUGGUAUGUGCGUGCGCACAUGUGUGCAUGUGUUUGGGGAGUGUGAGUAUGUUCGUCUGUGAGGCAAGCAUUAAGACUUCGGUCACCCCAAGAAAAAACGUUUUGGUACGGUAUGGCACACUAACUUUGGUGUUACUGUGUGAACUGGUGACCUGAAGAGGAUUAAGGAGGGGCUGAGCGCCCAACAGUUGAAGGGUGCUGAUGGCAAUGUGUAGACAGUGGGAUGAUGUGCAGCUGAGGGUGGAGUUGGCAUGAAGGGAGCAUGGAGGGACCAUGGAGGGAGCAUGUAGCAUGGACACUUACCGUGGAGGGCAUUUCAGCGAGUAGAAUGGGCUCUUGAAGCGGCUUGGAUCAGCAAGGCACCUGCAACGGGGGGCGUGUGGAGGUUGGACGAAGCAUAAGAGGCAGGUUUUGGGAACUGCCCAAUGCAGGGAGUGGGAGGUGGUUGGAGGAUGGAAAUGGCUCUGCCUGUUGGUGGCACCGGGCAUGCUCGCUGUAUGGCUGCCGAUGCGGUUAUGUGACUGUAUGCAGUGCCAUGGUGCCACCUGCUGCUGCUGAUUCUGCCCUUUUUGUGUUCUGAAUGAGCCCAGGCAGUGAUUGCAUGUGGUACCGGUACUUCCUGCUGUGGCUGUGAUGUAAACUUUUCUUUCCUCGCGCUGCUUACCCCCUUUCUUACCCUCAUGAGCAUUCUGUCUACGCUGGACUGCGGAAUCUGCUGUGGUGGGGGUAGGCAUUUUUUUUCCUGUGGCUGCCGGGUGUUUGUACAUGUUGAUGUGUACAUGUACUACCACCCGGCAGCAUGCUUACUAUUCAUCGAACUGAAUGCAUGUAUUCUCCUGCUCUUUUGUUAUUUCACUGAACACUUAUUAAUUAGUCCUUGAAAUUGCCGUUU